AUGGCAGCCGUACAACAGAAAACGAGCCUUGAGGCCAAUGAGAAGGGCCAGCACAUCUAUGCCAACGAUGUCGACAGCUCCCAGAUCAGUUCUCCGAGUGAUCUUGAUGAGUAUCCCGAUCCAGAUGCCGGCAAAAGCGAUGAGGAGCGCGCCAGACUUGACAAGGCGCUCGUCUGGAAAAUGGACCUGUGGUUGAUCCCAUGGCUCUCGCUCCUGUAUCUGCUCUCGUUCUUGGACCGGACCAACAUUGGAAACGCGCGCGUUGCUAAGAUGGAACCUGAUCUUGACAUGGGAGGCCGAGACUACAAUGUCGCCCUGACUAUCUUCUUCAUCUCCUACGCCGGAUUCGAGCCACUUACCAACAUCGCGAUCAAGAAAUGGUCUCCUCGUGUCUUCUUCACCGCCAUUAUCCUGGCUUGGGGUGUUAUCAUGACUCUCAUGGGUGUAGUUCACAACAGGGCUGGUCUAUUGGCGUGUCGCUUCUUCCUUGGUAUCGCUGAGGCGGGACUGUUCCCCGGUGUCAACUACUACCUUUCUUGCUGGUACAAGCGUCAGGAACUUGGUUUCCGUGCCGCUCUCUUCUUCUCCGCCGCAGCACUCGCAGGCUCUUUCGGCGGUCUGUUGGCCGCUGCCAUUACUCAGAUGCACGGAGUGGGCGGUUAUGAGGGUUGGCGAUGGAUCUUUAUCAUCGAAGGCUUGAUGACAGUCUUUGUUGGCGUUUUCUGUUGGUGGAUGGUUUUCGACUUCCCAGACACGGCCCGAUUUCUUACUGCCGACGAGAAGCUACGAGCUGUGCGCCGACUAAAGAUGGAUGGACAAGCCCGCGCCAAGGUCGGAAGCAUCGACCGCCGACACGUUUUCGCCGCCCUUCGCGACUGGAAGACCUGGGGAUAUGCUGUCAUUUACAUGGGUUGCCUUUGCCCAUUGUACUGUUUCUCACUCUUUCUCCCGACUAUCCUUCUCGGCAUGGGCCACCAAGGUACCAAGGCACAGCUUUUGUCCGUCCCACCCUACGCCGUUGCCGCUGCUGUAACGGUUCUUGUUGGUUACGUUGCCGACAAGACAAAGUUGCGUGGUAUCUGCAACAUGGUCGUUUCGGCGAUAGGAUGCGUUGGUUUCGCAAUGUUGCUUGCCACCACGAACCCACAGGUUCAAUACGCUGGCACAUUCCUCGGCGCUGUGGGUAUCUACCCCACAGUCUCCAACACGCUAACGUGGGCUUCCAACAAUGUCGAAGGAUCGUUGAAGCGUGGUGUCAUGGUCGGUGUCGUCGUCGGCUGGGGUAACAUGAACGGUGUUGUGUCGUCCAACAUUUACAACCAGUGGGAGAAGCCGCACUACCGCACUGGCCACGGCAUCGUCCUUGCAUACAUGUUCUUGUUCUUGUUUGGUGGAACUCUUUUCAUGCAUGUCGCGCUCAAGCGUGAGAACAAGCUCAGAAAGGAGGGUAAGCGCGACCACUGGGUGCAGGGCAAGACCGAGGAUGAGAUCGAUGACAUGGGCGACGUGCGACCAGACUUCUACUACACUACCUAA
Alternaria atra is the source of this 1536-nucleotide messenger RNA. RefSeq lists its product as uncharacterized. The transcript is spliced from 4 exons. Gene Ontology annotation, biological process: transmembrane transport. The coding region runs from base 1 to 1536 and encodes 511 amino acids. Gene Ontology annotation, cellular component: membrane. Gene Ontology annotation, molecular function: transmembrane transporter activity. The record is from RefSeq and is a predicted model, not a curated record. Lineage: Eukaryota; Fungi; Ascomycota; Dothideomycetes; Pleosporales; Pleosporaceae.